AUGCCUGCAGCCUGUCAGCUUGUCCGGCCAGAACUAGCUGAAGUGGUGCUACGUGUGGUGCUACGUGGACAGCUGAAUGACCCUAGCCUCAACCUUGCUGGAGCGCCCUCCCCCCCUAACAAUUGCCUUCACGCCUCCUCCUACGCGCUGGUCUCUGUCGACAUCGCCAACCCCAACACUAUCACCCUCGACACGGCUCCGCCCUAUGGCGACAUCGGCUUCCUCCCUCAGAGCGUGAACUGUUCCCUGCGCUGGGUGUAUGCUAUCGGCCAGCCAGAGACGACAUACACUUUCGAAAGUCUCUCCGCCAGGGACGAUAGUGACAGCGAUAGUGACGACGACGGAGACUGGUGUGAUGAUGACCCCGAUCCGGAGCCGGAACCUACCACCACGAGGGGGAGGUGGUGGCGGACGAGCACAAGCACGGUUUCAGCUGUGCCUACUACCAGGAUCACAGUUACGACGACGAGCACGGCUGCGCCUACAUCCACAUCGACACCUCAACCUCCCCCCAGCCAAGGAAACCCUACUCGCCUCGGGCCCCCCAAUGGCGGACCCCUCGCCUGUGAAGACAUCUCCCCGUUCGGGUCAGCCGGCAUCUGGAGCGUGACGUGGCUCCCCGACCCCUCAACCCCCGAAACCUCCAGUCUAAGACGGUUCGGGCUCAAGAUCGCGUUGACCGAAGCAGUGGUCCUGCGCAACGGCGCAAUCGAGGAGCUGAAGUGGGAGGCGGAGGAGUGGUUUUCGACAGAUACCAACUUGUUGAGCCAGUGCUCGAGUAGUGGAGUAUGUAGAUGGGCGUUGCGGGAUAAUGUCGUGCCGCUGGCGGUGCGGCAGGCGCUUGUCGGGAGGAGAUGUGUGGUGGGGAAUUGUGAGGGUGCUUACUUGUGA
This is a messenger RNA of Thermochaetoides thermophila DSM 1495, 891 nucleotides long. RefSeq lists its product as uncharacterized. The coding region runs from base 1 to 891 and encodes 296 amino acids. Lineage: Eukaryota; Fungi; Ascomycota; Sordariomycetes; Sordariales; Chaetomiaceae. The transcript has 2 exons. The record is from RefSeq and is a predicted model, not a curated record.